Molecule: messenger RNA, 2235 nt
Organism: Schistosoma bovis
Lineage: Eukaryota; Metazoa; Platyhelminthes; Trematoda; Strigeidida; Schistosomatidae
Source: the annotation of a GenBank genome assembly
AUGUCGUCACAACAACAUAAUGGAUCUAAUGAAUUGAUUAGUAAUUUUAGUAUACAAUCUAUGUUAAAUUUAACUGAUGAACAAGAACAUUCUACUGUGAAAUGUUCUAUGAAUAACUUGAAUGAUCAUGACACUACUGAAAAUACAAAACAAGAUCUAUUAUCUUUGAGUCCAUUCAAUUCAAAUAUUAUAAAUACACCAUUGACUAAUAUUGAACAUAAAUUGAAAGAAAAACAACUUAAUAAUAAUGGUUUACAAAACUAUGAAAUGAAUGAUAUUUUUCAUAAUCUAAUCAGUAAUCAUUGUCAACAACAUUAUCAUCAAACAUAUAAUCUUCAUCGAUAUUCAACAUCGAAUAAUACAUGGGAAAAUUAUUUGAAUUCUAAUCAUUCUAAUAAUAUUCCUGUUACUUUAUUAUCUGGAUUAUCAACAACAUCAACAAUGUCAACAACGCCAACAACAGUACAUAAUGAAAAUAUGAAUCAUUCAUCUGUUAUGACUAAUCUUACAUUACCUGAAGAUACUAUGAAUUAUCAAUCAACCAGUGAUUCUUUGUCGAUUAGUCCAUCAACACCACAAUCAUUAAAUUAUUCAUUAUCUGAUCCGAUGUUAUCAAAUAAUCCAUUGAGUAGUUCGCCUAUACAAAGGAAACGCAAAUUGACUGAUCAUAUUAAUAGAAAUGAGAAUUGCAUGAAUAAUAACAACUAUUAUGAACACAAUGACAACAAAGAUGAAAAUCAUGAAAGUAAACGACAGCAUUUAUCAGAAGAUAACGAGAAGGAGGAAGGUGAUGACAAUGAUCAUGAUGAUCAAGGUGAAGAUCAUGAUGGUGAUGAUGAUGAUGACGAUGAACCAAAUGAAGAUGAUAAAGAAAGUAAAGAGAAUGAAAAAGAUGAAGAUGAUGUCAACAGUGUUACAGAUGAAAUAUCAAAAUCGAAUAAAACAAAAGAGAAUCCUGAUUCGGAUAAACCACCAUUCAGUUAUAAUGCAUUAAUUAUGAUGGCAAUUAGAAAUAGUUCAGAGAAACGCUUAACAUUAAAUGGCAUAUAUGAUUUUAUUACAACUAAUUUUCCAUAUUAUAAAAACAACAAACAAGGUUGGCAAAAUUCUAUCAGACAUAAUUUAUCACUAAAUAAAUGUUUUGUUAAAGUACCACGUGCAUAUGAUGAUCCAGGGAAAGGUAAUUAUUGGAUGCUUGAUCCAUCAUGUGAAGAUGUAUAUAUUGGAGGUACAACUGGAAAAUUAAGACGUCGAACAAAUUCAUUACAACGUAGUCGAUUAUUUAAUCUACGUUUGGCUAGUUAUUAUGCAUCAUUGGCUAGAAAUUAUUCAAUUCCAUCUAAUGUUGAACAGUUUUCAUCAACUCCACUUGCAAUGUUUCAUCAUCAUCCUACAGUAAUGCAUAAAUCACAGUUCAUAUCAAAUAAUAAUAGUAAUGGCCUAAAUUCAUUUCAUCCAUCAGUUGAUGAUGUACCACCGUUCUUAGAUUUAUUUAAUCGUAUUUCAGUCGAACAAACGCCAUUUUUAUCAUCACCUUUCCUAAAUCCAUGCAGUAAUCCUGUUUAUGACAACUCAUUUUACAACAGAUCAUAUGUACCAAAUAAUUAUGAACCAAUCUUAGAUCAUUUAAGUAUUCAUCGAUCCAACGCCCAUAAAUAUAAUCCCAUUUCAGAACAUUUAUCUCCUCCUCCACCUCUAUCGUCAGCGCCAUCAACAUCACCACUGACGUCGAUAAAUCUAUCAUCUAAGUUAUCAGCAUCACCUCUGUAUCCUCUUUCUCAUGGACAAUAUCCUCCUUCAUUGAUGAAUUCUUAUCCCAAUUCAAUGUUACGCAAUACAAACGAAACUAAAUUCUCUGAUGAACAGUGGCUUUCAAGUAAUCUUAAAUUAGAUUGUUCUAACUCAAAAAUAUGGGAUACACCAAAGUCCCAAAUUAAUAGUUUAUCUACAAACAAACAAUUAACAUCACCAACAAAAGGGAUCAAUAUUUCUCCACAGAGUAGUACCAUGAUGAAAAAACUAAUGUUAAUGAAUACUGAUUCACAACAGAAACAACUGAAUAAAGCUCCUGAAAGAAAAAUUCAAGAAUCUAUGGAUUUUUUAUUAGGUGUGUAUGGAUCACUUUUAAAUACACACUCUGACAUAAUCAAGAAUACAAAUAGUUAUGUUCAAUUUCAGAAUAAUAGAGAUAACGAUUUACACUAUACUUUACCUGUAAAUGGGGCAAAAAUCUAA